This is a messenger RNA of Leptopilina boulardi, 637 nucleotides long. RefSeq lists its product as uncharacterized. NCBI's taxonomy places the organism in Eukaryota, Metazoa, Arthropoda, Insecta, Hymenoptera, Figitidae. The transcript has 4 exons. The record is from RefSeq and is a predicted model, not a curated record. The coding region runs from base 35 to 637 and encodes 200 amino acids.
UUAAUUGAAUAUAUAAAAAAAUUUGAUUUCAGAAAUGGAUAACGUAGAUAAGUUUGGGGUUAAACGGGGUAGGUGUGAGUGUGGAAAUUGCCCAUCAUACUGUUUCAGCAAAAGCAACUUGUGUUCUUACUGCGAAUGUGUUCCUGUGAAACACAUAAAAUUAGAUAAUCAUUCAAAUUCAAAUGCUACAAUUGAAGUAGAAUCAUCUAAUGACGCAUUUCCAACUGAAGCGGAAGUCUUCGAAAUUUCUAAAGAAAAUGAACAUAAAAAUGAUUUAAAUACUGAUGGUAAACUCCCAAUUCCAACGGUUGAUGAGCGAACACCUUACUCGAACUUACCACUUGAUAUUCAAGAGAAAUUGAAUCAAUUAUCUCGACUGAUUCCUGAUUCAUUUUAUGAAAAUCGUGAAGCAGAUGAUAAAGUUGGACUAUAUUCGAAAAUGGAUCGAAGUGAAUUUAAUAAAGUUAAGCGCAUUUUGGCCGACAAAAUAAUAAAAGCAGGUUGUACUUCGCAAGAGGAUAUCACAAAAAUUUCGUCUUUAGCCAUAGCCAAGUUUCCGGGAUUGAAGGGUGAUAUUAAAGAGAAGCCUGCUGAUUAUCGUACCCAGGGAGCAUUGAAAAGUUUUGGUAUAACCUAA